This is a messenger RNA of Cucurbita moschata (crookneck pumpkin), 2136 nucleotides long. RefSeq names its product dihydroxy-acid dehydratase, chloroplastic-like. Bases 70 to 1893 code for a protein of 607 amino acids. Gene Ontology annotation, cellular component: chloroplast stroma. Gene Ontology annotation, molecular function: dihydroxy-acid dehydratase activity. The transcript is spliced from 14 exons. Gene Ontology annotation, biological process: branched-chain amino acid biosynthetic process. The record is from RefSeq and is a predicted model, not a curated record. Lineage: Eukaryota; Viridiplantae; Streptophyta; Magnoliopsida; Cucurbitales; Cucurbitaceae.
CCUUAUCCGUUGCCAUAUCCUUCUUAAACCCUGAUUCUGCCGCUGCCGCCGUCCAUUUCCGCCGCCAAAAUGCAGUCGGCGAUAAUAUCUCCGUCUCCACGCGCCGCCCCGUUUAUCGCAGUCACACCAUCGACCAAUAUCCAACGAAGGCGUCCCUUCUUUGUUAGAGCCUCGAUUUCCAAUGUAGAGUCUCCAUCGCCCAGUGCCCCCGCCGUUCAAAAGCUCAACAAGUAUAGCUCUCGCAUUACCGAGCCGAAGUCGCAGGGCGGAUCUCAGGCGAUUCUCCACGGCGUUGGCCUCUCCGAUGACGAUCUCAGCAAGCCGCAGAUUGGCAUUUCGUCGGUCUGGUACGAGGGAAAUACCUGCAAUAUGCACCUGUUGCAGCUCUCCGAGGCUGUCAAAUAUGGAGUUCAAGCAGCCGGCAUGGUUGGCUUUAGGUUCAAUACGAUUGGCGUUAGUGACGCCAUUUCCAUGGGAACCAGAGGCAUGUGCUAUAGCUUGCAGUCGAGGGACUUGAUUGCUGAUAGCAUCGAGACUGUCAUGAGUGCUCAGUGGUACGACGGGAAUAUCUCCAUCCCUGGCUGUGAUAAGAAUAUGCCUGGUACAAUAAUGGCUAUGGGAAGGCUGAAUCGACCGAGUAUUAUGGUUUACGGUGGAACCAUCAAGCCUGGUCAUUUUCAAGGCCAUACAUACGACAUUGUGUCUGCAUUUCAGGUAUAUGGAGAAUAUGUAAGCGGGUUGAUAAGUGAUGAACAGAGGAAGAAUGUUGUCCGCAACUCCUGCCCGGGAGCCGGGGCUUGUGGUGGUAUGUAUACAGCUAAUACAAUGGCUUGUGCUAUUGAAACUAUGGGCAUGUCUCUUCCUUACAGCUCGUCAACGCCCGCUGAGGAUCCACUAAAGUUGGACGAAUGCCGUUUAGCUGGAAAAUAUCUUCUGGAAUUAUUGAAGAUGGAUUUGAAACCCCGGGAUAUUAUUACAGAAAAAUCACUACGAAAUGCAAUGGUUGUUGUUAUGGCUUUGGGUGGUUCCACUAAUGCAGUGCUACACUUGAUUGCUAUAGCAAGGUCUGUUGGUUUGAAUUUAACCCUUGAUGAUUUUCAGAAGGUCAGCGAUCAGGUCCCUUUACUUGCCGAUCUUAGGCCGAGUGGAACAUAUGUCAUGGAGGAUAUUCACAAGAUUGGAGGAACACCUGCAGUUAUUCGCUAUUUGUUGGAGAACGAACUUUUAGAUGGAGAUUGUUUAACUAUCACGGGAAAAACGUUGGCCGAAAACGCUAAACUUUUCCUACCCCUAACUGAAGGGCAGCGUGUUAUUCAAUCUUUGGAGAAUCCCAUCAAGAAAACAGGGCACCUUCAAAUAUUAUAUGGAAAUCUUGCUCCCGAGGGUUCAGUAGCUAAGAUCACUGGAAAGGAGGGGCUAUAUUUCUCUGGUCCUGCUCUUGUUUUUGAAGGGGAAGAAUCGAUGAUUGCAGCAAUAACAGAGGACCCUUCAAGUUUUAAGGGGAAAACGGUGAUCAUUAGGGGUGAGGGUCCUAAAGGGGGACCGGGCAUGCCUGAAAUGUUAACACCGACUAGUGCCAUAAUGGGGGCUGGUUUGGGGAAGGAAGUGGCAUUGCUGACUGAUGGAAGAUUCUCCGGUGGUUCACAUGGCUUCGUUGUCGGUCACAUAUGCCCUGAAGCAUUGGAAGGUGGACCAAUUGGGUUGAUUCGAAACGGUGAUAUCAUCAACAUCGACGUCCAGAACCGGAGUAUUGAUGUUCAAUUAUCCGAACAAGAGCUGGAAGAACGAAGAAAGAACUGGAUUCCACCUGCAUACCGGGCAACCCGAGGUGUUCUCUACAAGUACAUCAGGAACGUGCAGGCGGCAUCGAAAGGGUGUGUGACGGACGAGUAGGACGAACCAGGAGGCUGUAGUUAGAGACCCUUCCUCUAGUUCCCAUUUAGAGUUGCUCAACAAAUCCAGUUCCUAAGAUCACAUCCCCACUUCCUCUCUUGUUUGCUUCAUCAUUUUGUUUCUAGUCAUUCUUGCAGGGGAAGACAGUGGCCUAUUUAACACGAGGCGUGCACGUGGUAUAUCCCUUUUAUUUUAUCAUAUCAAAUGACAUUUUUUAUCUCAUUAUUGUUCUUGUUGGGAUAC